Pestalotiopsis fici W106-1 is the source of this 1470-nucleotide messenger RNA. RefSeq lists its product as uncharacterized. Lineage: Eukaryota; Fungi; Ascomycota; Sordariomycetes; Amphisphaeriales; Sporocadaceae. The record is from RefSeq and is a predicted model, not a curated record. Gene Ontology annotation, molecular function: transmembrane transporter activity. Gene Ontology annotation, biological process: transmembrane transport. The transcript has 3 exons. Bases 1 to 1470 code for a protein of 489 amino acids.
AUGUCAACAACCAUUGAGAAAACAAUUGUCCCUCGGGAACUAGAGACGGUCGGUAUAAUGCCACCGACCACCGAAGCUGUGGGAAGAAUAUCUCAAGAGUCUCUCGUUGAGCCUCCAGCCAUCUGGUCGCAAAGGCAAAAAUGGCUUUACACAUGCAUCACCGUUUCGCUACCAAUGAUGACUUCAUUCAGCUGUAGUGUGCAGACACCGGCAUUGACAGCCAUCGCCGCUGAGCUGCACACAACCCGAAUUGUCGCUGCGCUGAGUGCCACCACUUAUUUCGUCGGGUCUGUGGGAGGCUACUUCUUUUUCGCGCCUCUUUCAGAGUUCUUCGGGCGUAAUCCAGUUUAUUAUUCAACAUUCUCAUUAUUCACUCUUACAAACUUGGCUUCGGCUCUGACGCCCAACAUAUCAGCACUACUCGUGUUUCGCUUCUUCAACGGCCUCUUUGGAGCCCCCAGUGUCGCCAACUCUGGAGGCUCUCUGGCUGACCUCUGGGCUCCCGAAGAGCGCUCCGUACCGUUUGCCUUGUUUACGGCAGCAUGCUUUUGCGGACCCGUGAUCGCGCCGCUUAUCGGCGGUUUUCUCACCCAGUACGCCGGCUGGCGAUGGAAUUUCUGGCUCAUGUUCAUUCUGUGCUGUGUGCUGCUUGUCUUGCUGGUGGUAUUUGUGCCCGAGACCUAUCCCACCAAGCGUAAAGGCUAUCAGGCUGCAAAGCGGUCCCAAAAGGAGUGGACCAAGGAGUUUCGACAGAGUCUCGCCCGGCCGUGGCUCAUGUUCUUCCGGGAGCCGAUCCUCUUCUUCUUGUCUCUUUACAUGUCCUUCAUUUAUGGCGUGCUCUUUCUCAAGUUUACCGCUUACCCAGUAGUCUUUCAAAAGUCGCGCGGAUGGUCACUCUCCAUAUCCGGAUUAUCCUUUCUGGGAAUCACCGCCGGCAUGAUUCUGGCGACGAUACUAUCGACUCGCCUCAAUCAGAUACGAUUGCGCUAUGUCAAGCGCCUCGGUCCUGUGCCCGAAGCUCGAUUGCCGCACUUGAUACCUAUAGCAUGGCUCAUGCCCAUUAGUCUCUUCAUCUUUGCCUGGACAGCGGAGCCGCCCGCUCACUGGAUCAUCCCCAUCCUGGCCGGUGUACCCUUUGGCUUUGGACUCGUGUUUCUCUUUCUCGGUAUAAAUGCCUAUCUCACGGACUGCUACGAGCGCUAUAGUGCCAGCGCUCUUGCAGCAAAUUCCCUGCUUCGCUGUGUCUUUGGCGGCAGCUUUGCCGUACUCGCAGACGUCAUGUAUAGUGGUUUGGGCACGGCCUGGGCGGUUAGUGUGUUGGGGUUUGUUGCCUUGGCCUUGACUCCAAUGCCGUGGGUGUUUUAUCGCUAUGGCCCGUAUCUGCGUUCAAAGAGCAAAUAUCACUGCCUCGCAAGUGAGUCACAAGUCGCGCCUAGAGACAUGAUUUCAGAGCAACAGAGCAAAGUGUAA